This is a messenger RNA of Aspergillus heteromorphus CBS 117.55, 1890 nucleotides long. RefSeq lists its product as uncharacterized. Lineage: Eukaryota; Fungi; Ascomycota; Eurotiomycetes; Eurotiales; Aspergillaceae. Bases 1 to 1890 code for a protein of 629 amino acids. The record is from RefSeq and is a predicted model, not a curated record. The transcript has 4 exons.
AUGUCUACAAACACCGUGGCUGCGGGCCGAAAGGGCGAUGCCAUCUUUGUCAAUGCGCGCCCGUCGUCGAAAAAUGAAAAGGACUCAAUCCAGCGUCUGGUCCGCGCCCACGUGGGGAGAUGGAUCUCCGAUCAGACCAAGGAACGGUCGCCCGCGGAGGGCUUGCCGGACGGUCAGGCGCGCCGCGACUCCUCCGCCAGUCGUUCGCCGAUGCCGCGUUCAGCGCUCCUUCUGAACUCCCCCUCGCCCCCGCGCAGCCCACCCGCAUCCGCAACACACUCCGACUCCGGCCAAUCAGUACCCCCCGUCCCUCUGGAGCAGAUUCCCUUGCGUCGACGAGCUGCUUCCAAGAGACUGGACUUUCCCCAGCCGAUCGAUUCGGAUGGAAUGAACAUGUCCCCCGCGCCCUCCUGGGCCUCCCGGGAGCAGAGCCUCGAUGGAAGCCCGGACGAGCAAGCCGAGCCGACACGCACCCAAAACCCAGACCGCCACGCCAGUCCACCUGAUCGCAUGACACCAGGCUAUUCGGGAUACAUUGAAAACUUCAGCUGUCAGGUGGUAGACCCCUUUUGUCAGAAUCCAUUGAGUUAUUUCCAAAAGGAGGUUUCGGAUACGGAGGAAUACUGUCUCCGGGUAUUAUGGCCCGGCCUGACUCCGGUCUCACCAGGACAAGAGACGUCACCCUCGAGCUCCAACUGGCUGCCGCUCGCGUUGAAGGAUCGUACCUUGUUCACGGCCUUCGUAUUUGGCUCGCUGUCUCACAAGCGCCUCCGGUGGGUGAAUGGCUGGAUUGGGCGAGACCAAUUCAAACCGGAAGAGCAGCGGAUCCUCCAGAUCUGCGAGAUGGAAACCAUUCAAAACGUCACUCGGGAAGUCAGUGACCCCACUCGAGCGGUGUGCGACGCUGUGAUUCUGAGUGUGAUCUGUAUGGCGCAUAAUGUGGCGGAGGAUCAUGGCCGGGCAGUCCAUCAGACCACCCCGUUUGAUGCGCCCCUGCAGCGUUUGCAGUGGCUCGAUAUAUACGGAGGUCUGCCGCCGAACCUCGUCCACAUCAAAGGCCUGGUCCAAAUGGUGCGUCUGCGAGGCGGUCUCCAGAAUCUGAGCCUGCCUGGUCUCGCCGCGACCCUGUCCUUUUCCGAUAUCGUGACAUGCAGUACAUUCCUGAUGCCACCGGUGUUCCCCUUCAUGUCCCUCCGCCAGGAACGAAGAGGCAUCCACCUACAAGAACUCCUCGGGUACACUCCUGUCGACGUUGAUCGCCGACACGGCCCGCUGCGCGACAUCGGACUUACCCCGGAGCUAGUGGAGGUCAUCUACGCGAUGCACCUCUACACCAACAUCGUCGAAAACCACCUACGCACCCACGUCGUGAACCCUGAUUACUCCCUGCUUUCCGACCAGCGCAACCUUGUCCACUACACCCUCCUCUCGAUACCCUCCGCCAGCCAACUGGACGGCUUCGCAGCCUAUCAACCGCACGAGGUCAUCUACGAGGCCUGCCGCAUCGCCGCUCUCAUCUUUGGCGUGGGCGUCGUCUUCCCCCUCCCCGCGCAGAGCACGCCCCUCGCGCAACUCGCCAAACUCAUCCAAAACGUCGUCCAGCUCUCCGACGUCGCUACGACCUGGAACCACCCGCAAGCCCGCAUCGUCCUCUUCUGGGUCCUCAUCCUCGGCGGCAUUGCGGCAGACGACCAGCCCGAGCGGUCCUGGUUUGUCCAGAUCAUCAGCCAAGCGGCCGCCAGCCACGGCAUCGGCACGUGGGAUGACGCCCGCAAACUGCUCGGCCUGAUGCUCUGGUAUGACCGAGCCUGCGACAAAGCCGGUCGCGAGCUAUGGCAAGAGGCGAAGCACUCGUUCGUGAAAAUGGAAGAACUUACGCCACCAUCGUGA